AUGCCGAGCAAUGAAACGCUGCGAGCUCCAGACCGCGGUGGCGGUAAUGAACAAUCCAACUAUAUCCGACAAAGUGAUAGGGUGUAUGAACAUCGGGAGUCGCAGGCCACUGCAAUGACGGUCGACUACACAGGGCAAUGGAUACUUUUAGCAGGAAGACGUCAUCUGGCUCUACAACGUCUCGGUGAAGAUGACGAUGAAGUUUGUUUAAGGAAAUACAAUACAAACUCUAAAUAUGAAGUAUCUGCUGCAGAAUUCGCAAUAUGUCCCGAAAGCAAGGAAUCUUGUGCCAUAGCGACCAGUCAGCACAUAGAUGUAGUAACUUGGGGUGCUGCCGAACCCAGAUAUAUCCAUUCCCUACGAGGUCAUACACGCAUGGUGACCGAUAUCGAUUGGCAUGGUAAAAAUGCGAACCUGCUCGUAAGUUGUUCUAUUGAUACAUUUUCCCACAUUUGGGAUUUACGGGAUUCCAGAAAGCCAACGUUGUCUUUUAGUGCUGUGUGCAUGUCUGGUGCUACACAAGUUGGCUUCAAUAGGGUCUCGGGAAAUUUGUUAGCGGCUGCCCACGAUGGUGAUUUACGAAUUUGGGAUAUUCGGAAGGGUUCAUGUCCCAUACAUUACAUUACCGCUCAUCAAAAUCGGGUUCAUGGUAUUAAUUGGAGCCAUCGAAGAGAAACAUGUUUGGCUACAGCAAGUCAAGAUGGUACUGUUAAGUAUUUCGACAUAAACAAUCCACGAAGAGCAGAAAAAAUAAUAACUACAACAUCACCGGUAUGGAGAGCUAGGUACACGCCUAUUGGCAAUGGACUUGUCAGCAUUGUUGUGCCUCAUUUGGGCCGAGGUGACAAUAGCCUUCUAUUGUGGAGUAACAGCAAACAAAACGAUCCCGUUUGUUCCUUUGUUGGCCACACUGAUGUUAUAUUGGACUUUGCAUGGCGUCCAAAUCGUGAAAGUCAAAUGGAAAUUGAAUUAGUAACAUGGUCACGGGAUCGGACAUUGCGAGUAUGGAAAAUUGAUGAUAAAAUGUUAAAACAUUGUGAACCUGAAAAUGAUUCCAAUGAAAAUUACGACCUUAACACACAAUCUCGUGUCGGUACGCCGACUAAAUUCCAACCUCCUUAUUGUUCUUCCUUCCAAAGAGUACCGGUGUUCCGAUCACAACCAGUUGCUGUGUCGCUGCCAGUAGAAACGGCAGAAAUCGUACACAACACAAUCAUAUCGAGAUCACCAACACUAAUGGCGACAUCUUCACGCUCGUCUACACACAGAUAUAGAGAGGAAACAGCAGUUGCCCGAUCGUUGACUGACCAGCCUACAUGUUCACUUCAUCACGAAUUCUCUCUGCUAAACACAAAUAUGCCUCACGUGGAGGUGGAUACCCUUGAUGCUAUAAAACGCUUUGCAAUGUUUAACAUUUCUGCAGGUGGGCACAUGGCUGUCCUACAAAUAACAUUUCCAACGGAUUACCCCAGUCCGAAUAACAGUCCAGAGUUUGAAUUUUGUGAAGGUACAACAAUGCACGAACAUCUGUCAAGGCUGAUGCUGAAAGUUCUUAGAACGAAUGCAUUGCAACGAGUUAAAAAAUCGCGUACAUGCCUAGAGCAGUGCCUUAGGGCCUUAGUAGCUGCAAUGAAGAAGUCAGGCGGAGGAUCGGAGAAAUCGCAUGUGCGUUUGCAAUCUCCUCGUUUAGAAGGAGCUUUGAGUGGAGCUCUACACGAUGCUUGCAUACCCUUUCCCCGGACAUCAGCAGCCACCUUUAAUGCAGUGGGAAUGUUAUGCAGCUUCACACAAACGCUCAAUACAAAAAGACUAACGCUUCGCCAUCAAAAUAUUACGCCACGAACACUGUGGGCCACCAAUGGAGGUGGCCUGUUGGGUAAUGUCAUGGGUGAACAACCAAUGUUGUACGCACAUCGUGAUUCGAAUGCCUCAUUCUAUCUUCAGGAUCGUAUGAGUUCAAAGCACUCAAAGAAUCGUUCAAUCCAAAAAGCCAAUCAUUCGACGGCUAUAGUUCAAAUCUAUGAAUGCAAUAAAUUGCUUAAUAUCAGUCGAGCAAUGGCCUCAGAGUACUCCCUAGACAAAACAGAUAUAAUUGCGACAUGUCGCAAGAACCGCCUUGUUUGUGAGAAUGAGGGACGCUAUGAUCUUCUGCCCAUUUGGACAAUGGCCGAAAUGAUUGCAACGCCUAAUGUGCCAUUGAGUGGGACAAAGCUGAGUAAAAUGGUCCUCAAUGAGGAUCCUUUUAAGAAAGCUCUCUUGGAAUCACUUAUAAUGCACUAUGCGGCGGCAGGCGAUCUACAAACAUCCGUUAUACUGGCAUGCUUGUUUCAUCCCGGAGGAACAAAUGGACAAAUUGGUAUCGCUGGUAAUAAUGGCGUGCCAAGUGGCAAUGUGCAUGGUCACUGCAAAAUACCCAUUCUUACGUCCAAUACAUCGCCAUAUCAUACUGUUCUUCCUAUUGAUUCUCAUGCUUCAAAUGCCAACAAGAAUGCCUCCAACUCCAUCCAGUUGCGCAGUAAUUCGUGGUCGGAUUCAUUAGACUGUGUCGAUGGCAAAUUCUCAAAUAGUGAAUUGUGGGCCUCGUCACUAAUAAGGCGAUCGAAAAUACCACUGUUUGAUCAUUUCAAGAAAUUGUAUGCCGAAAUUCUUUAUGGCUGGCAAUUGUUAACGACGCGAUCAUUGAUCCUGAAGCACACGGUGCUGUUGAAAUGUCCUCGACAAGGGGUUGAAUUUGUGACUGAAUGUUCCGGAUGCAACAAAACAAAACGCACCCCGGCCUGUGGACCUUGUCAGCGUCCCGUUCUAUUUUGUACCCUAUGUAGAAUACCAGUUAAGGGAGCUGCCAAUGCUUGUCUAUCAUGUGGUCACGGUGGCCAUUUUAUGCAUAUGAAGCAAUGGUUUGAAAAACACAAUGUAUGUGCAUCUGGUUGUGGUUGUCAGUGUCUACAAGAAACUGCCUUUCUUUUGGAAUAUGUUAAAUGA
This is a messenger RNA of Musca vetustissima, 2982 nucleotides long. It is a transcript of the gene Wdr59, whose product is annotated as GATOR2 complex protein Wdr59. Lineage: Eukaryota; Metazoa; Arthropoda; Insecta; Diptera; Muscidae. The record is from RefSeq and is a predicted model, not a curated record. Gene Ontology annotation, molecular function: protein binding. The transcript is spliced from 9 exons. The coding region runs from base 1 to 2982 and encodes 993 amino acids.